AUGGCCUCGCCUCCCCUCCGCGGAACGCUGACAUGGGAAGAUUUGGACGCGUCAGCUGCCUCUACCAGACACUCGCAUCGUCCACCGACGCCGCCGCGGCGCGCGGAAAGCCAACAUGGGCCAUUUCUCAAAGCUUCGUUGGGAUCUUUGAGACUCUAUGCGCAUAUACACCCUGUCGAUUUCACACUUGGUUGUGCGCCCGAUAAUGACCUCGUACUUUCCGGCCCAUUCUCCAAAUAUACCAGCCGGAAACACUGCGUACUCAGAUGGGAUGGGAGCCACUUGACAAUCACAGACCUGCAGACGGUGAAUGGUACAUGGGUGAAUCUGAUCCGACUCGGUGCCCAGGAGGCCCGCAUUCUCGAAGACGGAGACGUGAUACACAUAACGUCCGCUGCUUUUGGUUCGCGCACGCGAGAAGCCUGCGAGUCGAACCUCUCUUUCACGUACAAUGAACACCCGCUGUUUGAUGUAUUCGACGUAUACUCUCAGGCGGGUGGUGUGGCUGGGAGAGCUUUGUCGCAUACGUGA
Messenger RNA from Peniophora sp. CBMAI 1063, 531 nucleotides. The record is from the annotation of a GenBank genome assembly. NCBI's taxonomy places the organism in Eukaryota, Fungi, Basidiomycota, Agaricomycetes, Russulales, Peniophoraceae.